This is a messenger RNA of Chaetomium fimeti, 655 nucleotides long. RefSeq lists its product as uncharacterized. Gene Ontology annotation, cellular component: SMN-Sm protein complex; U4 snRNP; U12-type spliceosomal complex. Gene Ontology annotation, molecular function: RNA binding. Gene Ontology annotation, biological process: RNA processing; spliceosomal snRNP assembly. The record is from RefSeq and is a predicted model, not a curated record. The transcript is spliced from 2 exons. Lineage: Eukaryota; Fungi; Ascomycota; Sordariomycetes; Sordariales; Chaetomiaceae. Bases 113 to 487 code for a protein of 124 amino acids.
GGCUGCGAUACCGACGGUUACGAAUAAACAUCAACAAGACCGAUCCCGACAAAACCCACAACCACGGAUUCACAUUUGGAGCAGGCUAUCUGUCUCCCUGAAAUCCGUCAAGAUGAAGCUAGUCAGGUUCCUCAUGAAAUGCGCCAACGAGACGGUGACCAUCGAGCUCAAGAACGGCACCAUCGUGCACGGCACCAUCGCGUCGGUGUCGCCGCAGAUGAACACGGCCCUGCGCAACGUCAAGAUGACGCCCCGCGGCCAGGACGCCAUCCCGCUCGAGACCCUCAACGUCCGCGGCAGCACCAUCCGCUACUUCAUCCUGCCCGACUCCCUCCCGCUCGACACCCUGCUCAUCGACGACGCCCCCAAGCCCAAGAACAAGGCCCGCAAGGAGGCCGACCGCGGUACCGCGCGCGGUGGGCGUGGUGGUGGGCGCGGCCGUGGGAUGGGGAGGGGGAGGGGGCGCGGCCGCGGGAGGGGGUUCUAAGCUGGUUUCGCUAGGGCUUGAGGUCGGAGGGAAAACUCAAGAGGUUGUGUGGCGCCUGAUGGUGGCAUGGGUGUCCGCUUUAUCUAUCGAGGUGAUUAGGUGCCGGGCCGGCAUUUGGAUGGCAAGACGGAGUCGAGGAACUACCAGUGGGCGGAAAAUAUAUCUACA